Messenger RNA from Arachis duranensis, 2317 nucleotides. RefSeq lists its product as uncharacterized. The record is from RefSeq and is a predicted model, not a curated record. Gene Ontology annotation, biological process: rRNA base methylation. The coding region runs from base 546 to 2030 and encodes 494 amino acids. Gene Ontology annotation, molecular function: 23S rRNA (adenine(1618)-N(6))-methyltransferase activity. Gene Ontology annotation, cellular component: nucleus. Lineage: Eukaryota; Viridiplantae; Streptophyta; Magnoliopsida; Fabales; Fabaceae. The transcript is spliced from 9 exons.
UCCUUCCUUACUCCUUAGUCAUCAGCAAAAUGCCCUAGCCUCCACAAAAGAAAGCAAACCCUAACCUCCACCAAUCUUGUCGCCGUCCGUCUGUCGGAGUGAGAGACUGCUGCUGCCGCCUCCGUCGCACUCAAGAACUUCCGUCUUCGUGCUAUCGGCGUUCGUUACUUCGCUCUCACCAUCCCUUUUCGCUCUCCAUCCCCUGUUCGCUCUCAUCAGUCACCUGUUCGCUCUCCAUCCCCUGUUCGCUCUCAUCAGUCGCCUGUUCCCCGUUGUCCAUUGCGCUCAACCGCUCUCCGUCGUCCGUCGAAGGUCAAUGCUCACUGCUAGUGCUUGUUCUUCGUGUUUUUUUAUUGUCUGUUCAGAAACCAAACCCUCUUCAUGCUUGUUCUUCCAUGGCAGAUUUGCCAUAUACUACCGGUGAGACUACUUUGCAAAAGGAAUGUUCGAAUUUUGGCAAGAUAGCUUAAGUUAAGAAUACAAAUAUAGAACACUUUUGGCCUGGAACAUUAUUAUGUGCUCUCUGGGGUUUGUUCUUGGAGAUUAUGGGGGGAAUUGGAAAGAAGAGGAAGAGAGAGAAGCAACGACCCACCAUUCACCCAGACAACAAGUACGCUGAGACGCCACCAGACUUCGCUCACUUGGCUUCUCUCUACCCUUCCUUCCGUCCCUACGUCAACUAUUCCACACACGGCGGCGCCGCCCGUCCUUUCCUCGACUGGACCGACUUCAACGCCACCCGCGAACUCACCCGCGUCCUCCUCCUUCACAACCACUCCCUCCGCUGGCAGAUCCCUGACGGCCACCUCUGCCCUACUGUCCCCAACAGGUCCAACUACAUCCACUGGCUCAACGACCUUCUCUCUUCUCACAUCAUUCCAACCAACUCCGUUUCUUCUCAGCAAGGGAAAGUCAGGGGUUUUGAUAUUGGCACUGGCGCCAAUUGCAUUUACCCUCUUCUUGGCGCUUCCCUUUUUGGUUGGACCUUUGUUGGAUCAGAUGUGACUGAUGUUGCAAUUGAGUGGGCCACCAGGAAUGUUAACAGUAAUCCACAUAUUGCCGAGUCGAUUGAGAUUAGAAAGGUUGAAGACAACGAAAAGGCUCCGUGUCUUGAAGGGUUCCAUGAUGGUGGAACCAGGAUAGAUAUUUGCCAAGAGGUAGGGCCGUCUUUGCCUUCAUUACCUCUUCAUUCAAAUGUCCAUGAGAAUAAGAACUAUGAUGGACCCCCCAUACUUCUUGGAGUAGUCAGGGAUGAUGAGAAAUUUGAUUUCUGCAUGUGUAAUCCACCCUUCUUUGAAAGCUUGGAGGAAGCAGGACUUAAUCCAAAAACUUCUUGCGGUGGCACUUCCAAGGAAAUGGUUUGUCCUGGCGGUGAGAAGGCCUUCGUUGCUCGUAUUAUUGAAGACAGUGUUGUGCUGAAGCAUCAGUUUCGGUGGUUCACUUCAAUGGUAGGCAGAAAAUCAAGUCUCAAGUCCCUUGUUUCAAAACUUUGGGAGGUUGGUGUCACCAUAGUGAAGACGACUGAAUUUGUCCAGGGCAGAACAUCCAGAUGGGGGCUUGCUUGGUCUUUCUUGCCACCCAUACAGAAGCCAUCGAUUUCUUUGCUGCAGAAGAACAUGUCCUUCAUGCUUGAGGGUCUUCCACGCCAACAUGGUGCCAUUAAUGUAUUAGAAGCUGUAAAAUCUUACUUCUCUAUGCAUGGCCUGUCAUGUACACUGAAUACCUCUGCUUUCACAGUGGAUGUUGUAGCAUCCAAAGAUGAAUGUGAUUCAGUCUUGAAGAAUCAUUCUCCUGUUAUCAAUAAAUCCAUCAAUUUUCAACCUACAGGAGAGACAUCAAAUGGACUAAGACUAAAUUUAUCUUCUGAUAGGUCGAGCCUUCGUAUUUUGGUUUUUCAGCAGAUCCCUGGGACGCUGUUAGUGAAGGGUUCAUUGCAGGAUAGGAGUAGCCCAUUAUCAGGGGUGUUUGCAGCUAUAUUCCAAAAACUGGAGGAAGCUUUGCGCCAUGAAUUUUGUACGAAAUCAGCAUAGGAGUUUUAUUGCUUACCUAGCUUAUUAUAUGGGAUAGUUUUAUUGGAUAUGAUGAUAACUUGUGGGAUGAUGGAAAAAGUUAAUGAAUGCUAAUUUCUAUAUUUCAAGGAAACAAGCGAUGGUGCUGUUUGAGUGUAAAAAGGAAAUAGAGAGACAAUCAUUAAGGAUUUUGUUUAAUCAUCUUUAUAUUUAUUUUGUGCACCAAACCCAUCAAGAACUAUCCACUUGGUUUACAUGGAUCCGAAUUUUAAAAAUAAUGUACAAACUUGUAUUUUGUUGCGACUCAA